This is a messenger RNA of Pocillopora meandrina, 1045 nucleotides long. Lineage: Eukaryota; Metazoa; Cnidaria; Anthozoa; Scleractinia; Pocilloporidae. The record is from the annotation of a GenBank genome assembly.
AUGGAAUUGUCUAAUAGUGCCGAUGAAAGAGAAUGCCGUCUUCUGGCGUCAGAAUGUGAUGUUUCCUUAUUUAUAUGAUAGUAGAGUUUUUAAAAGACACUGUAAGUUGCUUUAUAAUUCCAUAAUUGAGUUAUUUUACAUAUAUUAAAAAAUUGCACUAAAUAAUUGUUAUAUGUUUGGAUGUUAUUAUCAAACCGAUUUUUCAAGUGCAAUAUUUAAAUGAUUAAAUCACCUAACCAACUUAGCAUAAAUUGUAAAAGCCUCUUUGUCUAUAUCUUUCAGCCACCACAACGGAUGCUGAUACCAGCAUACCGUUGGAGAAUUCUACCAAACACGUUAACGAUUUGGGAUUGUACUAUACCAUAGCACAGUCACCAUCUGAUGACCGAAAGCUAGAACUCCUAAAAAAUUCUUGGACACCACCUAGAAGCUACAAUUUCCCUAAAACCCAUUUUUAUGGAAAGAUCAGAGCAUUUUGUUUCGAGUGGCUUACUCAGUUUUGUGGUUGGUCAACUCUGCGGCUCGGGAUGGAGCGUUUUGCAGCCUUUGUAUUUUGUUUGGACACCAGAUAGGAAAGAACAGUGACUGCCUUGACAAAGUAUAAAAGAGUCCUUAAAAGAACUGAGUAUCCGCAAGCACGAAGUUCAAGGAACGCCAGCUUAAUUCCGAAUUUUACAAGGCAGCGGUUGGUUGCGCAGAGGAUUUCCUUCGGGCACAGGAAGGGAAAAUGCCGUCUAUCUCACAGCAGCUCAGUGAUAUUUAUCGUAACACUGUCGAACUUAACAGACAGAAGUUACGAUCUGUCAUAAAAACUGUUAUGCUUUGUGGCAGUCAGAACUUAGCAUUACGAGGCCACUGAGAUGACUCGUCACACAUAGACGAAGCUUCAGGCAACCUAGGAAACUUUCAAGCACUGAUAAAUUUCAGAGCAAAAUCUGGUAAUAAGGUGCUAGCAAAUCAUUUUGCCAACGGCCCAAGAAAUGCAAUAUACCGCUCUAAGACGAUCCAAAAUGAAAUCGUAGAAGUGUUAGGCACUUACAUCUAA